This is a messenger RNA of Sipha flava (yellow sugarcane aphid), 812 nucleotides long. RefSeq names its product ATP-dependent Clp protease proteolytic subunit (gene ClpP). Gene Ontology annotation, biological process: protein quality control for misfolded or incompletely synthesized proteins. Gene Ontology annotation, cellular component: endopeptidase Clp complex. Gene Ontology annotation, molecular function: serine-type endopeptidase activity; ATP-dependent peptidase activity; ATPase binding. NCBI's taxonomy places the organism in Eukaryota, Metazoa, Arthropoda, Insecta, Hemiptera, Aphididae. The record is from RefSeq and is a predicted model, not a curated record. Bases 81 to 755 code for a protein of 224 amino acids. The transcript is spliced from 6 exons.
AUUUAUAUAAUCUAUGAUAAAUCAUCCACUGUUUAAUUUAUAUAUAUCUAUUUAAAUUAGAUUUUAUAAAUCAUAUCAAUAUGACUUUCUUACAUGCUCGUAGUAUAUUACAGAACACUAGCAAAAUAUCUUACUUUGGUAACAGCUUAAUGACCAACAGUAUUCGUGGACUGACUAUACCAAUUGUAGUUGAACAAACUGGCCGUGGAGAACGUUCUUAUGAUAUAUUUUCUAGACUUCUUAAAGAACGAAUUGUUUGUGUUAUGGGUGAGAUAAAUGAUCAUGUUGCUUCACUGGUAAUUGCUCAGUUAUUAUUUUUACAAUUUGAAAAUCAAAAAGCAACUAUCAACAUGUAUAUUAAUAGCCCCGGUGGUAGUGUUACCGCAGGUCUAGGUAUAUAUGAUACAAUGAUGUAUAUUAAGCCAGACGUAUCAACUUGGUGUAUAGGACAAGCAUGUAGCAUGGGAAGUGUUCUAUUAGCUGCUGGAUCAAAAGGUAAAAGGCACGCUUUACCACAUUCAAGGAUUAUGAUUCAUCAACCAUCUGGUGGAAUGCAGGGAAAAGCUUCUGAUAUGAAAAUCGUUACUGAUGAAAUUUUAAGACUCAAAUCUUCAUUGAUUGAUAUUUAUGUUAAACAUACUGGAAUGCCUGCUGAAAAAAUUGACGAUAGCAUGGAAUCUGAUAAUUUUAUGAGUGCUGAUGAAGCUGUCACUUUUGGAUUGAUUGACAAAGUUGAACAACCUUCAAUAAAUUAAUUUAAAUUAUUUUUGUAUAUUUUAUUUAAAUUUAUUUCAUUAAAAUAUUAAAAUAUU